Molecule: messenger RNA, 1350 nt
Organism: Callorhinus ursinus (northern fur seal)
Lineage: Eukaryota; Metazoa; Chordata; Mammalia; Carnivora; Otariidae
Gene: SGCA
Product: sarcoglycan alpha
Cellular component (GO): membrane; sarcoglycan complex
Molecular function (GO): calcium ion binding
Source: RefSeq, a predicted model, not a curated record
AUGGCCGCAGCUCUAAUCUGGAUUCUUCUUGUGGGUCUCUUGGCAGGGCUGGGGGACGCUGAGGCCCAGCAGACCACCCUACAGCCUCUUGUGGGCCGCGUCUUUGUGCACACCCUGGACCGGGAAGCAGCCCUGCGUCACCCCGAGCAUGUCGAUGUGCCCCCCACGACCCCUGUCACCUACCACGCCCACCUCCGGGGACACCCAGACCUGCCUCAGUGGCUCCGCUACACCCAGCGCAGCCCCCACCAGCCUGGCUUCCUCUAUGGCACCCCCACCCCCGAAGAUCGUGGGCGCCAGGUCAUCGAGGUCACAGCCUACAAUCGGGACAGCUUUGACACCACCUGGCAGAGGCUGGUGCUGUUGAUUGGGGACCCAGAAGGCCCCCUGCUGCCAUACCAAGCUGAAUUCCUGGUGUGCAGCCAUGAUGUGGAGGAGGUGCUGCCCUCAACGCCUGCCAGUCACUUCCUCACAGCCUUGGGAGCGCUCUGGGAGCCGGGAGAGCUCCAGCUACUCAACAUUACCUCCGCCUUGGACCGUGGGGGCCGCGUCCCCCUUCCCAUUGAGGGUCGCAAGGAAGGGGUUUACAUCAAGGUGGGCUCUGCCUCACCCUUCUCCACCUGCCUGAAGAUGGUGGCAUCUCCCGACAGCCAUGCUCGCUGUGCCCAGGGUCAGCCUCCACUUCUGUCCUGCUAUGACACCUUGGCACCUCAUUUCCGCGUUGACUGGUGCAAUGUGUCCCUGGUGGAUAAGUCAGUGCCAGAGCCCGCAGAUGAGGUGCCCACCCCAGGUGAUGGGAUCCUGGAGCAUGACCCGUUCUUCUGCCCACCUACUGAGGCCGCAGCCCGAGACUUCCUCACCGACGCGCUGGUCACCCUCCUGGUGCCCCUGCUGGUGGCUCUCCUGCUCACUCUGGGGCUGGCCUACGUCAUGUGCUGCCGGCGGGAGGGACGGCUGAAGAGAGACCUGGCCACCUCAGACAUCCAGAUGGUCCACCAUUGCACCAUCCGCGGGAACACAGAGGAGCUGCGGCAGAUGGCAUCCAGCCGGGAGGUGCCCCGGCCACUGUCCACGCUGCCCAUGUUCAACGUGCGCACGGGCGAGCGGCUGCCUCCGCAAGUGGACAGUGCCCAGGUGCCCCUCAUCCUGGACCAGCACUGAGGGCAACAGCCAGUCCCAGACCCGGCCUCCUCCUCCCGCCACGCGCAGAGCAGCUAGCCCAUGGCCACAUCCUUCCUCAGGAUCCUGGGCCCUGGCCUGACGGCCCCCAGGCUGAGAACAAGCAGAGAGAUGGCAGUGGGGGAGGUGAGGAUGUCUGGGGUCAGGACCCCCAGAAUAAAUAGAUGCCAC